AUGUCUCUUCAGCUCGAUAUUGAUCCUUCAAAAGUUGAAGGAAAAGUUAAACAGGUUUUUAAUGAUUUAGGAAAUGUGACACCUCGUUCAAAUUAUCACCCACACCAUUAUUAUCGAACAAGUUGUAAUCCACAAUAUAAUUCACAAAAUCAACAUGAAACACAAUAUCAAAAGGUGGAACUUCAAAUUUGCCAACUUGGGACAUCUCUUAUUGAUGUUUCUCACAACAAACAAAAUGAUUUACAACAACAACAACAACAAGAACAACAACAACUACAACAACUACAACAAAAACUACAACAACUACAACAACAACAACUACCACAAUUGAAUGAACAACAACAACAACAACAACAACAACAACAACAACAACAACAACAACAACAACAACAACAACAACAACAACAACAACAACAACAACAACAACAACAACAACAACAACAACAACAACAACAACAACAACAACAAUUACUACCACAAAUGUAUGAACAACAACAACAAUUACUACCACAAAUGUAUGAACAACAACAACAAUCACUACCACAAAUGUAUGAACAACAACAACUACAACAACAACUACAACAAAUACAACAACAACUACAACAAAUACAACAACAACAACUACAACAACAACUACAACAAAUACAACAACAACAAUCACUGCCACAAAUGUAUGAACAACAACAACAAUUACUACCACAAAUCUAUGAGCAACAACAAUCACUACAACAUAUGUAUGAUCAACAACAAAAACAACAGCAACAAUCACUACAAAUGAAUGAUCAACAACAAUCACUACCAUAUAUGUAUGAUCAACAACAAUCACUGCAACAAAUGAAUGAUCAACAGCAAUCACUACCACAUAUGUAUGAUCAACAACAGCAGCAACAACAACAACAACAACCACUACCACAAAUGGAUGAACAACAAUCACUACCACUAAUGUAUGAACAACAACAACAUCAUCAGCAACAACAACAACAACAACAACAACAACAACAACAACAACAACAACAACAACAACAACAACAAGAACAAGAACAAGAACAAGAACAAGAACAAGACCAAGAACAACAACAACAACAACAACAACAACAACAACAACAACAACAAGAACAAGAACAAAAACAACAACAACAACAACAAGAACAAAAAAAAAAAAAACAACGAAAUGGAAAAAGAAAUGAUAAAAAGAAUUUAGAAAAAUCAAUAGUAAAAAGGGCAAAAGGAGACGUAAAACAUAUGGAACAAUCAUUUUUAGAUCUCUUUGAAUCAAUUGAUUAUCCCCUGUCAAUAAGACAUGAAUUAGAAAUAGUACCUAAAAUAAAUAGUACUAAUUCAAAUCAAAUGAUAAGGGUUGUAAAUAACAAGUUAGUGGUAUUCCCAAACAAAGCUUAUAAUAGUCAAACUUUGAGAGUUUAUUUUCAAAGCACUUUAGAUUUAGAAAUGUAUGAUUUGAAUGUAGAGCCAGGUGAUGGAUUUACUGUUAAAGUUGGACCUUUAAAUCGAUUUUCAGAUAUUUAUUAUACUGAAAUAAAAGUAAGUGGGAUAAUGAACGGACGAGAUUUAAUAUUUACUUUUCAAUUUCAACCAAAACCAAACCAAAAUGGGCUAAAACAUACAAUUAUUGCACCGCCAAUUAAAACUUUUACAAAAGCUGAACAUUUUACUCCACCAGAUUGGUGUAUGUUGAUUAAUAAAAAAAAUAUGUCAAAAGAUAAUUUAAAAAAAUAUCAAGGGAAGUCAUAUUAUAAAAUUACAGUGUUGGUUGAUUUUGUUAAGAUUCCAAAAAACACCAAGGAUCCCAAUAACGAUCAACGUAAAUUAUUAGCUAUAAACUUAAAAGGUACAAAAGAAGGUAAUAGUUUCACUAUUCAUCAAAUAAAAGGUGAUGAAAGGUCACCACCAAGCCUUCCAGGAAUGGAUUCAUAUAAAAGUGAUUUUCCACUUAGGGUUACAAAAAAAAGAUUCAUCGAAUUUUAUGUGGCCUUGGAAGAUGAUAAAUAUCAAAUAAAAGUUUUUUAUGAAAAUGCUCAAUCGCUUGAUAAAAGAUUAACAGGAACCCAACAAGAAAAAGAAAAUAUUCAAAAUGAAGAAAAUGAAAAAAUAAGCAAUAUCACUUAUUUCUGUUUAUUAGAAAUUAAUGAUUCAUAA
Messenger RNA from Dictyostelium discoideum AX4, 2154 nucleotides. RefSeq lists its product as hypothetical. The transcript has 2 exons. Bases 1 to 2154 code for a protein of 717 amino acids. Lineage: Eukaryota; Evosea; Eumycetozoa; Dictyosteliales; Dictyosteliaceae. The record is from RefSeq and is a predicted model, not a curated record.